Messenger RNA from Aplosporella prunicola CBS 121167, 840 nucleotides. RefSeq lists its product as uncharacterized. NCBI's taxonomy places the organism in Eukaryota, Fungi, Ascomycota, Dothideomycetes, Botryosphaeriales, Aplosporellaceae. The coding region runs from base 293 to 730 and encodes 145 amino acids. The record is from RefSeq and is a predicted model, not a curated record. The transcript has a single exon.
CUAGUAGAGUAAUUAUCCGGAGAGUUGCCCAUGUUUUUGGUGUAGAAUGGCAAUCACCAGUCGAUGAAGUGUCGCAUGCACCUCCGGGUUGAGGACGACUUGGCAUCAGAGAUGAUGAUUUGAAGAGUUGCAACGUGCACAACGAGAGUCGCAGCGGCAGAUCCAUGGUUACGGGCCGGUCCCUAGCGCGGGCGGGCAGUCGAGGCCCCGUGACCACCCACCCACCUAGCGACCAACAUAACAUGUCAUCAUCCGUGGGAAUUGGCGGCAUCACACACGUGAUGGAUAAAGGAUGAUGGUGAUGGAUCGCGAUAGCAGGAUGAAGGAAGCUUGCGCACUCUGCUCUAGCAGAAGAGGGCAGAUCGGCGGGCGGCAGUGGUUCGACUAUGAUGAAGCGGCCAUGUAUUUUCCAGAGCAAAACGUCCAAGAUCCGCAAGCGACGGUGCGAUCCCGUCUCACAGCCUCAGCAGCCCCCAAGGCCAAUCAGCUGCGCCAUUCGCGGCCUCGAAACCGGCUAGCCCGCCGACAUGGCGAGCUCAGGGCCCGCCGGAUGCAGAGGGAGGUGGAGAAGCUGCCGCCGCCGCCCAAGCUCCCCCAAGCUCCCUCUCUCUCUCUUCUCUUCACUCCCCCACCUCGCCAUUUGCCUUUUUUUCUUCCCUCUUCUCUCUUACCUCUCUUGUCAGCUGCCAUUCUUCUUCUUCUUCUUCUCCCUCCUCCAGGCUUGACGUAGUGCGACCCUCUCCGCCCAUUUAUCGUGACACCAAGCAGCUGACCGAUCUACAAGAGUACCACUACUACGCAACACCAGCCGGUACCCGCGUACCCACAACCUCAAUCCAU